UGAGGUCCGGCCGAGGACAGGGCUGCAGGCGAGGGACAUGAGCGACUUCAUGGCCACGAGGGAGCAGCCGCAGGGCCCCCUGGGCCAUCUCAGGAGUCACCUGUCCCUGGUGCUGCAGCUGCUGUGCGCUGUGCUGCUGGUAGCCAUCCUGGCUCAAGUGUCCAAAGUCCCCAGCUGCCCAGAGCAGGAGUCCAACGAGGAGCUGUAUCAGGAUCUGAUGCAGCUCAAGGCGGGACUGGCCAACCUGUGCCGGCCCUGUCCCUGGGACUGGACUUUCUUCCAGGGACACUGCUAUUUCUUCUCCAAGUCCCAGAGGAACUGGCACGACUCCAUGUCGGCCUGCCAGGACGUGGGGGCCCAGCUGGUCAUCGUCAGAAGCGAUGAGGAGCAGUCCUUCCUGCAACAGACUUCCAAGUCCCUAGGCCCCACUUGGAUGGGGCUCUCGGACCUCAACAUGGAGGGCGUGUGGCACUGGGUGGACGGCUCGCCGCUCGAGCUCAACUUCACCAAGUUCUGGAACCGUGGGGAGCCUAACAACAUCGGAGGGGAAGACUGCGCCGAGUUCAGGGAUGACGGCUGGAACGACUCACUCUGCAACGGCCUCCGGUUCUGGGUCUGCAAGCAGGCGGCAGGCUCCUGCACCCGGGAGUAAAGAACGUGGGCAUCCCUCUCCCCAACAUGCUUGCGCACCCUGCAGCCUCAC
Molecule: messenger RNA, 703 nt
Organism: Ochotona curzoniae (black-lipped pika)
Lineage: Eukaryota; Metazoa; Chordata; Mammalia; Lagomorpha; Ochotonidae
Product: CD209 antigen-like protein E
Exons: 6
Coding region: 38-652 (204 amino acids)
Source: RefSeq, a predicted model, not a curated record